AUGCUCCAGAACUUCGAGAGUGACUCCGACUGGGACGAAUCGGACCCACGUCAGAAAAGCUUCAGAGAGUGCGGGGAGCUGCGGUUCUACCACAAGAAGCAGCAGCUCAACUCCAGCGAAGUGAGCGUCGCGAGGAAGCGGAAGGUCGAGACUGCGAGCUCAAAGCCGCCAGGGAGGACCUCGUCCGGUUCCGUGGUGAAAGCAGAGCCCGGCAAAGUUCUAGAGAAGAGCGUGCCUGUCACCGUGAUCACCGGCUUUUUGGGGAGCGGGAAGACGACCUUGCUGAACCGCAUCCUCCGAGAGCAGCACGGGAAGCGGAUUGCGGUCAUCGAGAACGAAUUUGGCGAGGUGGGGAUCGACUCCACCCUCGUGGAGCAGGCGGAGCGCACCACUGAGACGAUCGUCGAGAUGAACAAUGGUUGCAUUUGCUGCACCCUUCGUGGGGAUUUCAUCCAGGGAAUGCAGAAGGUGCUCAAGGAUGUUCAAUCCCGCGGCAGCCAUCUCGAUGGCGUCUUGAUUGAAACGACUGGACUUGCGGACCCCUCCCCGAUCGCUUCGACCUUCUUCCUGGAUCCAUUCAUGCAGGAGAACUACCGGCUGGACUCCAUCCUCGGUGUCUGCGAUGCCAAGCACUUGCUGGACCAGCUUUCUGCAGAUCGGGAGAAGUCUUGCGUUCACGAAGCGUCGGAGCAGGUUGCCUUUUCCGACCGGCUGCUGCUGACGAAGACCGACCUCUGCACAGAUACGGAGAUCGACGGGGUGCUGCAGCAGCUGAAACAGCUGAAUCCCUUUGCCAUCGUGCUGCCCAUGAACCUGAAGGACACGGAGAAACCGGUUCCUGUAGACCAGCUCUGCGACGUGCGGGCCUUCUCCCUCGACCGGGCGCUCGAGUUUGACUCCACGUUCCUAGACGAUGAUGACGAUCACAUGCACGACUCAUCGAUCAAGGCACUGGGAGUGAAGUUGCGCGGGGGGCUCCACCAGGCGAAGUUGAACAGAUUCUUCGAGGAAGUCUUGAAGAAGUAUCCCAAGGAGAUGUACCGGAUGAAGGGCAUCCUCGAUGUCAAUGGCAUUGAGGAGCGAUAUAUCUUCCACGCGGUGAACUGCCACUUCGGCGGCAUGCCCCAGGGCCCAUGGCCGACGGAGGGUCGCGAAAGCAAGGCGGUCUUCAUCGGCAAGGGCAUCGACCAUGCCUGGAUCGUCGACCGCUUGCGGACAUGUUUCGUCGAUCCCGGCUCCGGGGUGUUGGAAAGCAACGUCAAGUCCGCCCACGCGGCCUGA
Molecule: messenger RNA, 1281 nt
Organism: Symbiodinium sp. CCMP2592
Lineage: Eukaryota; Dinophyceae; Suessiales; Symbiodiniaceae
Source: the annotation of a GenBank genome assembly